AAUGCCAUACUUGAAGACAAAAUCAACAAAUAUGAAAGACUGGAAUCCUACGGGUGAUUUUAUGAUAGAUGUCAGUGAGACAGAUGAAGCAGAGUUCACAACAAAGAAUAGAAUUGACUCCUAUCAUGGAGACAUUCUCAACUAUAUGGUUGGAAUUGACCUCUCAUGCAACAAGUUAGUAGGUGAAAUCCCACCUCAACUUGGAAUGAUGAGCACCAUCCGGGCAAUGAACUUAUCACACAACAGUCUAACUGGACCAAUCCCUACAACAUUCUCAAACUUGAAGCUGAUGGAGAGUUUGGAUCUUUCCUAUAACAAUUUAAGUGGUAAAAUUCCACCUGAAUUGACUGAAAUUACCUAUCUAGAAGUCUUCAGUGUGGCACAUAAUAACUUAUCAGGUACAACACCAGAAAGAAAAAAUCAAUUCGGGACUUUUGAUGAAAGUAGUUAUGAGGGUAACCCUCUUUUGUGUGGACCUCCAUUACAUGAUUGCACCAAAAUUGGACCUCCUUCUACAAUGCUAGUGGAUCAUGAUGGGGAAGAUGGGGGUAGUUUCAUUGACAUGGCUGUCUUCUACAUAAGCUUUGUGGUGGUUUACAUAACAGUGUUGUUGGGACUUGUUGCAGUUCUCUACAUAAAUCCUUACUGGCGUAGGGCGUGGUUUAACUUCAUUGAGGUGUGCGUUGACAAUUGCUACUGUUUUGUUGUGGUUCAUUACCGUAAGUUGUUCAAUUUCAGGCUUGCAUAGCCUUGCAUUUUAAUGGUUACAUGUAUGUGUGUCUC
This is a messenger RNA of Quercus lobata, 783 nucleotides long. RefSeq names its product receptor-like protein 13. Gene Ontology annotation, molecular function: protein binding. The transcript has a single exon. The record is from RefSeq and is a predicted model, not a curated record. NCBI's taxonomy places the organism in Eukaryota, Viridiplantae, Streptophyta, Magnoliopsida, Fagales, Fagaceae. Bases 2 to 748 code for a protein of 248 amino acids.